AUGAAUUACAACGUACAUCCUGUAUCAUACUUGAAUGCAGACAGCUAUAACAUCAUCAACGACAACAGCAGUAAUGGAGUAUCAGAUAAAACUCCUCCUCAACAACAACAACAGCAACAACAGCAACAGCAACAAUCCCAACAACUGUCUCGUGGAAACAGCAUCACCACUAAGAAGUCACCAUCUGCAGACUUGGAUAUGGAAAAUGUCACAUCUCCUUCUUCAAUAACUUCAUCACAUUCACCAAGAACUAAUCAUGUCAACGGAUCGCCUCAUUCUUCCUUCACUUCACACUCUUUGGCUAACUCACCAAUGGAUGUUGAUGUAAAGAGGAGUAGGCAACAGCAACAACAACCAACUACAAUUUCAGGUGCCAAUGUCCACGCAGAUGCUGUAUUGGAUGUUACUAGUGCAGAAGUAAAUGCUACAGUACCAGUAGUAUCUACUAAUAAUCAUAUUUCCUCAGCUUUGGCAAAUGGUACGGCUUCUGUGUCCACCUCCACUGCUGCUGCCCCUGCUGCCCCUGCUGCCCCUGCCCCUGCAACUGCCCCUGCAACUGCUUCCACUACAACUACUGCCUCCGGUGGUUUAUCAAUGACUUCAGUCAUGCCUCAUCAACCAACACAAUUGCACCCAAGUUUGAACCCACUUUACAACAGCCAUGCUUUUUACCACCAACAACAGCAACAGCAACAGCAACAACAACAGCACCAACAUCCAGCUCAACAAUUCCAUCCAAUCGGCGCUUACCAAGACUUGUCUACUGUUGAACACCACUAUCACCCUACUUAUUUGAAUAAUGGAGGUUCUACUUUACAAGCAGGAGUAUCAUCACAAUUGAGCAAUGAUUCUGCAAAGAUGGGUUCUACUUUCAACGCUUACUCAACAUCUAAACCAACCAAAAAGACUUACAAGAAGAUUACAGAGGCUGAUUUACGUGGUCCAUUCAAAUGUUUAUGGGGCGACUGUGGUAUCGUAUUUGAUGCUCCUGAAGCAUUGUAUGACCAUUUAUGUGAUGACCAUGUCGGUAGAAAGUCGUCAAAUAACUUGAGCUUGACUUGUUAUUGGGAAAAAUGUGGAACUACCACCGUUAAGAGAGACCACAUUACUUCUCAUUUACGUGUUCAUGUCCCAUUGAAACCGUUCCAUUGUGACUUGUGUCCUAAAUCAUUCAAGAGACCACAAGAUUUGAAGAAGCAUUCCAAGAUUCAUGCCGAUGAUCACCCAAAGAAGUUGAAGAAGGCUCAGAGACAAUUGUUGAAGCAACAGCAAAGAGAAGCUAAACAACAGUUGAAGUUGAAUAAAGCAAACGGUGAUUUACCUUAUUAUGCCACUGCCAUGGGUGCUGGUACUGCAACUAAUGGAUACGAUGAAGAAUCAAGAAAGAGAAGAUUUGAAAAUAACUCACAACACAACAUGUAUGUUGUGAAUAGUAUAUUGAAUGACUUCAAUUUCCAACAAGUUCAUCCAAAUGGAAACAAUGGUGGAUACACGCACCAGCUGCAACAACAACAAGGACAUGGUCAGUACUCUGAUGCAAAGAGAAUGAAGCCAAAUUCGGAAUACAAUAUUGACAUGUUCAACAGAUUGAACCAUUUGGAUGACCAAUUACACCACACACCUCAUGGCAGUGUACAACAAGAACAGUCACAACACCAACAACACCAGCAACAUCAACAUCAACAUUCACAUCCAUCGUAUACCCACACAGCAAACAACAGCAACAUAUACGAAGCUGAAAAGUUUUUCAACUCGUUGUCAAACUCUAUCGACAUGCAAUAUCAUAACUUGUCUUCACAAUAUCAACAGCAACAACAACAUCACACUCACAGUCAUACCCAUGCACAUGCUCCUUCUCAUGGAAGUCAAUCAGUUGGCAGUAGCAGCAGCAGUAACGCCACUACCAAUUCUCACAGUACGUCGUCCCACAUUUACCCUGCAUUGCCAGUAUUGCCAUCAACCAAAACAACAACAUCAUCAACGUCACAUGGAUCCAAGGACCACGUGUUGAUGGGAGGUGGCACCACUGCUGCAUCUGCGUCGUCAGCAGCCCCGACUGGUUACUUGUCAUCUUACCCACAAAUCAACAGGCCUGUGGGCUACAACUUGUCUUAUGGACAGCAGCAAGCACAUGUCAAUGGCUUGGAGUUUAAUGGUGUUUCCAUUUAUCAAAAAGCAGGUCAGAAGAUGGACAAGGAGGAGGAUGAAGAAGACGAAGAAGACUAUGAUGAAGAUGAUUCUAGUGAGGUGUCUUCUGAUGAGUACUCUGAGGAUGACGAAGAAAUUGAUUCCUUGUUUGACAAGUUGGACUUGAAUGGCGGAGACCAUAAGCAAGUGGAGCAAGAUGAAGAAGCUGUGGUUGUGGAUGGAUACAAUCUCAAGGAUGUCGCAAGACACAGAGCUUUGAUUCACCAUGUUGUCGAAGUGUUGAAGCAACAAAUCAAGGACCAACAGCAGCAGCAACAACAGCAGCAAGGGAACGAGACGAAGCAAGAUGAUGAAUUGAACAGUGACUCGAUCUAUGAUGGAAACAAGUUGUAUCCCACUAUUACCGCUUUCUAA
Lodderomyces theae is the source of this 2562-nucleotide messenger RNA. RefSeq names its product alkaline-responsive transcriptional regulator (gene RIM101). The coding region runs from base 1 to 2562 and encodes 853 amino acids. Gene Ontology annotation, cellular component: nucleus. Gene Ontology annotation, biological process: positive regulation of transcription by RNA polymerase II. The transcript has a single exon. The record is from RefSeq and is a predicted model, not a curated record. NCBI's taxonomy places the organism in Eukaryota, Fungi, Ascomycota, Pichiomycetes, Serinales, Debaryomycetaceae.